CGUUCAUCAUCCCACUCGAUCGUGUUCUCCAGCGUCUUCUCCAUCGUCUCCGUCGUCUUCUCCAUCGUCUCCGUCGUCUUCUCCAUCGUCUCCCACUCGAUUUCAGAUGGGCUGAAUUUCCGUGCAGGGAGAGCAAAAAGAGGCGCAGUUGAAUCAGGAAUGAUUUGCCGCCAUGGGAGAAGAAACUGAAGCUGCAGAUACUCAAAUUUCUCGACUGUCAAUAACGGAAGUAGAAGGACUAGAUGAAAACACGCUAUUUUUUCUUGAUUCAGUGGAUAAUUAUCUCAUUUUGAUUGAAACAUUAUCUUCCACUCUUCGUCAGGGAUGGCUGGAAUUAGCUAGUGCUCGCCAUUCAAUGGGUGCUUCACGUGUAAACAGUGCCCUGCUUAACCUUAAACCACAUUCUGCUGCUACAACGGUGGAAGUGGAUUAUGACAAUGCUGGCUCUGUAAAGAAGUCACCGCUGUUCAGUUUAUGCAAAUGGGCAUCUUCUGACGAUAAAGACUCCCCACUGGAGAAGGAAAACAAUGAAGAUGAGCAUUUAAAAGAAAAUUCUAGCAGUCCAAAGCUCGGGCCUCAUGCUUCACCUCGGGAUUCUGAAAAUCAAGAGAGUUCACCGGAAAGCAGCAACAGAUCUGAAACUAACACCCCAUCACCAGAAAGCAACGGAUCUAAAACUAAUGCACCACUGUGUAAAACAGAGAGCACUCUUCAAAAAGAACGAGUGAAAGUACUAUCAGUGUUUGGAACUUUGGUUUCUCCUAAGCUUCGGGCUUCUCAACUUUCAUUUGAAACAGCCUUGGAAACACUUGUGGAAAUUGCAAACGUACGUUCAUCGAUUCUUAAAGCUCAUGAUGCAUUAAAGAAGGAAAUGAAGAGCAGCAACGGGUAAUCAGACAGUUAAAUCCAAGCACACAUUCAUGGCCAAAGAACAAAAUCUCCGGUUCAGAUUCCAGAUUUUGAUCAAUACCAAACUAAGAAUCUUAUAAGUUGUGUAAUAGUAUCUAUGAACAAAAGGAUUUUGAUUGUUUAUGUCAUCGGUUUAGAGAUGGCUUUUAGCUUUUUUUUAAGGGUGUCCUGGGCUAUGUCGAAACUAAUCCGGGCAAAUGGCGAUGGCAAGAGCCGCAAGACAUCAAUCACAAUAAACUUAGUGACUAUAACUGUUGUGGAUGCUUGGAAUCGAACCCACUACGGAUGGGAUAUUCUACCAC
This is a messenger RNA of Cynara cardunculus var. scolymus (artichoke), 1211 nucleotides long. Its product is annotated as coiled-coil domain-containing protein 115. The record is from RefSeq and is a predicted model, not a curated record. Gene Ontology annotation, cellular component: extrinsic component of endoplasmic reticulum membrane. Gene Ontology annotation, biological process: vacuolar proton-transporting V-type ATPase complex assembly. The coding region runs from base 173 to 892 and encodes 239 amino acids. NCBI's taxonomy places the organism in Eukaryota, Viridiplantae, Streptophyta, Magnoliopsida, Asterales, Asteraceae. The transcript has 7 exons.